GCCACGUGACGGCCGCUAUAAGAGCGGCGGUCUGCGGACUCCCGCCCUCCCUGCUGGCCGCAGUCACCUACGGCGCCCGGCUCCGCCGACCCACCCCACCCAGCCACACCAUGACAGAUCAGGCUUUUGUGACGCUGACCACAAACGAUGCCUAUGCCAAGGGUGCACUGGUCCUGGGCUCAUCUUUGAAACAGCACAGGACUACUAGGAGGAUGGUUGUACUCACCAGCCCACAGGUUUCAGACUCCAUGAGAAAAGUUUUAGAGACUGUCUUUGAUGAAGUCAUCAUGGUAGAUGUCUUGGACAGUGGUGAUUCUGCUCAUCUAACCUUAAUGAAGAGGCCAGAGUUGGGUAUCACAUUGACUAAACUCCACUGCUGGUCACUUACUCAGUAUUCCAAAUGUGUGUUCAUGGAUGCAGAUACUCUGGUCCUCUCCAAUAUUGAUGAACUGUUUGAAAGAGAAGAAUUGUCCGCAGCACCAGACCCAGGGUGGCCUGACUGUUUCAAUUCUGGAGUCUUUGUCUAUCAACCCUCAAUUGAAACAUAUAACCAGCUGUUACAUCUUGCUUCUGAGCAAGGUAGUUUUGAUGGUGGGGACCAGGGCCUACUGAAUACAUAUUUUAGUGGCUGGGCAACUACAGAUAUCACAAAACACCUGCCAUUUGUGUAUAACCUGAGCAGCAUCUCAAUAUACUCCUACCUCCCAGCAUUUAAAGCGUUUGGUAAAAAUGCCAAAGUUGUACACUUCCUGGGACGAACCAAGCCAUGGAAUUACACUUACAGUCCCCAAACAAAAAGUGUCAAAUGUGAAUCCCAAGACCCAACUGUGAGUCACCCAGAGUUUCUGAACCUGUGGUGGGACAUCUUCACCACCAGUGUCUUACCCCUGCUCCAACACCAUGGCCUUGUCAAAGAUGCUGGCUCCUAUCUAAUGAUGGUACUUUUCUGAGGUUUGUUCUUCAUGAUGAAUUGGAAGAUGAAGAAGAAUGUUAUUUUACAUAUUAAGACACACACAACAAAAACAACUAAUGAGUAAUUGAUAGUCCUCAAUAUAGGCGUAAGGCAAGGAUAAAUAGCAUAUUCUUCUUAAUCAGUACUGUGUAUCACAUACCUACUCACAGCAGUGCCUACCAACACAGUAAGUCCUUAACUGCCUCAAACAACUAGACCAUUCAACUAAGUAGUCGUUAUUAUCCCCUCUUUAUAGAGAAAUUAUAAGCCUUAGAAGUCAUGGAAUUUUACUCAUGUAAAAGGUUACAGUAACAACUAGGACACAAAUCUAUGUAUGAAAGACUAUAAUCUUUACGAAAAUUUGAUUUCUAGAGCCUGUAAUUAAGUAUAGCAUUUUAUGGCUGAAAGGAGAAUUUUAUAAUUAAAUACUCAUCUAUUUUGUUAGCCCCAUACCAGGCUUGACCUCAGGCACCUCUCUCUUAGGGGCAUUCACUAGAGUAAACUCUAGUUACUGUACUGUGCUGACCCUGUCUUUAACAUCUGUCGCAAGUAGAAGGCAAAGACAGGGCUGAUCUGAUGUGCAUACUUCCUUGCUUUGCCUGAACUCUGACCUUGUUCUGUGCUUAAACUCCUUGGAGCUUCAGUACAUGGAUUAAUAGUUGUUCGCAUGAUGGUAACUAAACUUCUUGGAGUUUUAGUACAUUUAAAUGUUCAUCUACAGUUUUACACAUCAGUAAAAACCCUUUACCAAAACUCUUGGGGGUUUCAGUAUACUUACAAUUACAAUAUUUAUGCCAGUAAACCAAGUACAAAAAAAAAAAGUUCCACCAUUUUUUCCUUUAAAAAGCAUGACUUGUUUUUAGUCAUUUUUCUUCCUCUAGUAAGAUUUUCAGCAACAACUCAGCUUAGAGUUUUUGAUUGACAACACAAGUUGUCGUUUAUGGUACACUCAGUUGAUUGCCUACACAAAUGCAAGGAGAAUCUAGUUUAAGGUAGAGUAGAUUUGCUGCAUGUACCAUUCUUUCCCCAACACAAAAGCUGAGGAUUAUAAACCAAAAAAAAAAAAAAAAAAAAAAAAAG
Molecule: messenger RNA, 2032 nt
Organism: Grammomys surdaster
Lineage: Eukaryota; Metazoa; Chordata; Mammalia; Rodentia; Muridae
Gene: Gyg1
Product: glycogenin 1
Exons: 7
Coding region: 111-950 (279 amino acids)
Cellular component (GO): cytoplasm
Molecular function (GO): glycosyltransferase activity
Source: RefSeq, a predicted model, not a curated record